UCCCUUCAUUUCAGCGUCUGAGGCAAAUACUUCAAAAUUCACUCACUGGACGUAAAAUAUUAUACUGGAGAACAAGUGUACACACAGAGUGGAAGAGCAACAGCCAGAGCUCUGAAAGUGUCUGAAGUCCAUCGGAUAAAAGAAAAGGAUUCUCUCCGGCUUUCCGGGCUCAGAGCGAUAUGGCUGGCGCUCUCUGCAAGCUCGCAGCGCGCGUCCCCUCCGUGUGGAUCUUUCUUAUGCUUUUCGACCCCAGCUCGCAAACCGGGGCUGUUACUGGGCAUAGAGAGCCCAUUCCGGAUGACAGCAAGGACAACAUCACCAUCUUUACUCGGAUCUUGGAUCGCUUACUGGAUGGUUACGACAACAGAUUGCGUCCCGGACUUGGAGAGAGCGUGACUGAAGUGAGAACAAACAUAUACGUGACCAGCUUCGGACCGGUAUCUGACACCGAUAUGGAGUACACGAUUGAUGUGUUCUUCAGGCAGAGCUGGCGGGAUGAGAGGCUGAAGUUCGAUGGGCCUAUGCAGGUCCUUCCGCUUAACAACCUGCUCGCCAGCAAGAUUUGGACUCCGGACACUUUUUUCCACAAUGGAAAGAAGUCGGUCGCCCACAAUAUGACCACACCCAAUAAACUUCUACGACUGGUGGACAAUGGAACGUUGCUCUACACAAUGAGAUUAACCAUCCAUGCUGAGUGUCCCAUGCAUCUGGAGGAUUUUCCUAUGGAUGCCCAUGCUUGCCCACUUAAGUUUGGCAGCUAUGCCUACACCAACAAUGAGGUUGUCUACAUUUGGACAGCAGAUGAUGAGAAAUCUGUUUCUGUGGCUCCUGAUGGUUCUAGACUCAACCAGUAUGACCUGUUGGGCCAUGUCAUUGGCAAAGAGACCAUCAGCUCCAGUACAGGAGAAUAUGUGGUGAUGACAACGUAUUUCCAUUUGAAAAGGAAAAUUGGCUAUUUUGUGAUCCAGACGUAUCUCCCCUGCAUAAUGACCGUCAUCCUCUCUCAGGUGUCCUUCUGGCUGAACCGCGAGUCCGUGCCGGCACGCACCGUCUUCGGUGUCACAACUGUCCUGACUAUGACAACACUGAGUAUAAGCGCCCGAAACUCACUUCCCAAGGUGGCCUAUGCCACAGCCAUGGACUGGUUCAUGGCCGUGUGCUAUGCCUUUGUCUUCUCUGCCCUCAUUGAGUUUGCCACAGUCAACUACUUUACCAAGCGCAGUUGGGCCUGGGAUGGGCAGAAAGAGUUUCAGGAGCUGAAGAGACGAGAGUCGUCUUCCUUCUCAAAAAAUACCAACAACACUUUCAACAUCGUGGGGACCACCUACAACAUGGGCGUAGCCAAAGAUCCAGGACUGACCACCAUCUCCAAGAGCGCCACAGCCACAGCGACGUCCACCCCGUCCCAGCCGGUCCGAGAGGUCCGGCUGCCCAAAAUGGAUGGUGAAUAUGUGCCGGAGGGAGGGAGAAAGUCGUACAAUCGUGUCAGCAAAGUGGACAAGAUAUCUCGUAUAAUUUUUCCUGUCCUUUUCUUCAUCUUCAACUUGGGCUACUGGGCCACGUACGUCAACAGAAAGCCGGCCAUCAACCAGUCAAGCCCCCAGAAAUAAACGCAGUCACCAAAACCACAAAAAAACUGCCAGUCCGGUCUUGACCGGAGAUGUGAGGCUACUGCUUGCAGAACAUGCGUUCGUUUUAUCAACUUGUUUUUUUUUUUUUUUUUUUACGGUCUGUCGUUUUCGUGUGGGUGCCACACAGCUAUGUAGGUCCAGUCUUGGUUAGUAGUUGUUUUUAAUGUGCCAUUUCUUGUGUAGCAUGAGUUUAGAUAUGAAUUCUCCUGGUUUUAUUACCAGUCUUGUGUGGAUGAUCAUUACUCACCCACUAAACCCUACUAGUGUGUAUCAUCAGGAGGACAUAUCUAAUCCUCAUUGGCUGUCGGUCGCCACGGCGAGUUCCUACAGCCUUUCAGCAGCCAGAAGCGAUGUCUGUAAGCGUGUUAUUAUUAACCGUCCGGUGAUUUCAAAAUCACCUAGAAACGUCUCUUUCUGUGUAUUUACCUGUCCAGUGACUCUUAUUGUUUGACCAGCCUGAGAAGGCUGCGAGAUAAAGAAACUGUGUGCCUUUUUUAAUCUCUCGCCCGCAGAGAUGAAUAGUUUGGCACAUGCUGACAUUGUCUUCGAGCAUACGCCUACCUAAUGAAAAACGAGUCAGCGUUGAAUGAACUCUCACAGGUCGGUAUUAAACUCGGAGUUCUGCCGCAUGCGAGUUGAUUUAAUGCUGAUGGCUAACCGUGAGGCGCUGGGCCGGUCGCCGUUGUUUUGUUCAAGGCCGACGCGAGCAAAUGGGAUCUAAGAAAGUAUUCGGCAAUUUGUUCCACUGUAAGAAGUAAUAAAGCAUUUCGGUGAGGAAUAUCAAGGCUUGGGCCAGUGCCACACCAGCAGGUACAUGCAUCGAAUUCCAUUACCUCAUGCUGAAGUGUUGCUGGUUUCGAUCUUUUUACUGAUUUCAUAGUUUAUGUAUCGAACAAUCCAGUAUUCAUUUUUGGGAAUGCAAAUGCAAAUUUUUAUUGUUGUUGUUAUUGUUAAAUAUAAUGUCAUUACUUUUGCAAUGAUAAGCCACCAUCUUUGUUUACCGCGUGAGGUAUGUCGUACGAUUCGUAGAUGUGUUGCGAAUUGUUGUUGUAAAGAAUUGUUGUUUAUUUACAGUAGGUAGAACAAGCGCUCGAAAUGGAUGUGGAUGUGUACAAAAUCCAGUGGUCUUUUAUUUGUUUAUUAAUUAAAAAUGCGUUGAUUUAUUUAUUAUAUAUGUAUAUAUCGUACUUAAUUUUAUUUCUUUAUUUCACAUAGUACGAUCGACUUUGUUAAGGACCUUAAAAAUAUCCUUUGCAUUCACGUAGAAAGUGCCAGGUUUACAUGUGAACUUAAAAUCAAGACGUUUUUGUAGAUAAACUAAAAAAAAGUUGCGUAAAGUAUGUACUUAUGUGACAGCAAGCUAUAUUAAGCAAAAAAGCAUUAACCUUAACAUUUCAUUCAUCUCACGAACCAUUAACGUAGCUGUUGAUCAGUAGCUUCAGACGCCGCAUAGAAUCUCACUCAUCGAUCAAUUUUAAUACUUUUAUUAGUAUUUAUUCGCAGGAAAAUAGUUAGGGCCAGUGUUUACUUUAAUAUCCAUAAGACAUGUGGAGCUUUUUCCAUAACACAAUACAUGAGAUGUAUUAAGAAUAAAUUAAUGCAUGACAAUCUCUUCAUUAGCUACAUUACUACCACACACGUAUCUUUCUUCAUUACAAUAGUCUUCAUGUUUUUGUAUCUUGUAGUGGCCCUUGAAAUAACUGUAUUUAUGGAGUGCAUAUCUGUAGACUUCUCUACAUCUUUUAUGAGCUACGGUAGGGCUAGAUCAAAUGGUGGUUUAGUAUUGAUUGUUGACACAAUUAGUGCAAAUCAUAAAUAAAACCACAUCUAAGAAGUAUAUUUAUAUAGGAGUUUAAUCAUCUAUUUAUGCUAACUGCAUAUACGAUAGCAUACACAAUCUAUGUUUUUUACAGUAUAAGAUAUAACCUUUAUAGCAUCAGUACAAUUUACAAAAAACAACAACAAUAUUGGGUAGAGCUAUGUAGUGGCAUGAUAGUUGACUUAAAUAUAAAAGUCACAGUUGUAAUAUUGUAGAUAUCGUUAGCCCACUUGAAAUCGUGUCGAAUACCAUCAUUGUUAAUUCUGUAAACUGAUUUCUUGCAGAUCAGUGAAAUAUUAAAUGUGUAAAAUGUACAGUAUAUUUUAAUGACUAUAACGUUUAUUAGAAAUGUUUAGCUAUCUACGUUUAUUUGAGUGAAGCUUAAUAGAUAAUACAAAUGCUCAUUGGUAAUUUUAUCACUGCCGGAUGUUAAUUGAAAAACUGCUGGAGAAAUUACAAAUGAUGCUUUAAAGGAUAAUUCCGGUAUU
This is a messenger RNA of Paramisgurnus dabryanus, 3938 nucleotides long. It is a transcript of the gene gabra3, whose product is annotated as gamma-aminobutyric acid type A receptor subunit alpha3. Gene Ontology annotation, molecular function: GABA-A receptor activity; extracellular ligand-gated monoatomic ion channel activity. Gene Ontology annotation, cellular component: membrane. Lineage: Eukaryota; Metazoa; Chordata; Actinopteri; Cypriniformes; Cobitidae. The record is from RefSeq and is a predicted model, not a curated record. Gene Ontology annotation, biological process: monoatomic ion transmembrane transport.